UGUCUGUAUAACACGGCACUGUUAAGCUAUUUGGAUCCACUACUUCAAUCAUGAACCUCUCUGAAUUGUUUCCCCUUUUCUUAACAUUAUUGAUCACCCACUGUAAUAGUUUGGUGAUCAGAGAGACUCCUUCUGAGAAUGUUUAUGAUGUAGAUCCUGGGGAUUUUCGAGAUGACAUUCCAAAAAUAAAUUUAGAAUCCCAAAGGUUUCUGUUUCAAGGCGACAUUGCACAGAGCUGGGAACGGAAUGCUCUUAAAGAUCCAACAUCGAGAUGGAAAUUCCCUAUUCCAUACAUUCUGGCUGACAGCCUUGAUCUAAAUGCCAAGGGUGAAAUCUUGAAUUCAUUUGAGCAAUAUCGCUUGAAAUCCUGCGUUGAUUUCAAACCUUACGAAGGCGAGAAAACAUAUUUAAUUUUUCAAAAAUUAGAUGGGUGCUGGUCUUUUAUUGGUGCCUUGCACAGUGGCCAAACUAUAUCCAUUGGUGAACAAUGUGACUAUAAGGCUAUUGUCGAACAUGAACUCCUACAUGCGUUAGGAUUCUACCAUGAACAAUCAAGGACAGACCGGGAUGACUAUGUUAACAUUUGGUGGGAUGAAAUUAUUCCAGGUAUGGAGCAGAAUUUUGUGGUAUAUGAUGAUAGUUACAUUACAGACCUGAAUACUCCAUAUGACUAUGAAUCUGUGAUGCAUUAUGCACCAUUCUCUUUCAACAAAAACGACAGUUUUCCUACUAUCACAGCAAAGAUACCAGCAUUUGAUGAAAUAAUUGGACAGCAAUUGGACUUCAGUGCUAUUGAUUUGCUAAGGCUAAAUCGCAUGUAUAACUGCAGUUCCACUCUCACACUGUUGGACCAAUGUUCCUUUGAGUUCAUUAAUAUCUGUGGCAUGAUUCAGGGUGAAAAUGAAGAUGCUGAUUGGGUUCAUAUGAAGAGCAAUCCUGGAAAUGAGGAUCAUACUGUAAACGACAAAUGCAGAGAUUCUGGAUACUUUAUGUAUUUUGAUACGCAGACAGGACCGACUGAUCAAACUGCUGUUCUGGAAUCCCGAAUCCUUUAUCCCAAGAGGACUGAGCAAUGCCUUCAGUUCUUCUAUAAAAUGACAGGAAGUCCAAAGGAUAAGCUUGUUAUAUGGAUGAAGACAGAUGAUGGAACUGGAACUGUUCGAAAACUAGUUAAAGUUGAGACCUUUGAAGCCGAUGGCAGCCAUUCUUGGAACAUUGCCCAUGUGACGUUUCAUGCAAAGGUCAAGUUUCGAUAUCUCUUUCAAGGUAUAGUCGGUAAUUCCACAAAUUCUACAGGCGGAAUUUUCCUGGAUGACAUCAGUUUUACUGAGACCCGCUGCCCUAAUGGUGUCUGGCAAAUAAAGAACUUCUCUGCCAUUCUUCAAGACAAGAGACUUAACACAACUUUAAUAAGUCCACGGUUUUACAGCACUGAGGGUUAUGGCUAUGGCCUCAUUUUGUAUCCUCACUCACGUUAUGAAAACUACGUGGGGAUGUUUUUCCAUCUGUGCAGUGGUGAAAACGAUGGCAUCCUUGAGUGGCCAGCUGGGAACAGGCAAGCUGUUGUCACUAUCAUGGACCAAGAUCCUGAUGUCAAACUUAGAAUGUCAUCUCGUAGAAGUUUCACUACAGAUGGACGCGACGUAAUGACAGGUGAGAAAAUACAACUACAUAUCUCUAAAGAAAUUCCAAGAAGGGAGAAUCUCAACAAACCAGCAAAAUACAGAAACCUGCAUAGCUUCUUGCCAUAG
This is a messenger RNA of Rhincodon typus (whale shark), 1751 nucleotides long. Its product is annotated as meprin A subunit alpha. The record is from RefSeq and is a predicted model, not a curated record. The transcript has 12 exons. Gene Ontology annotation, biological process: proteolysis. The coding region runs from base 51 to 1751 and encodes 566 amino acids. Gene Ontology annotation, molecular function: protein binding; zinc ion binding; metalloendopeptidase activity. Gene Ontology annotation, cellular component: membrane. Lineage: Eukaryota; Metazoa; Chordata; Chondrichthyes; Orectolobiformes; Rhincodontidae.